This is a messenger RNA of Vanrija pseudolonga, 2772 nucleotides long. It is a transcript of the gene ABH1, whose product is annotated as Nuclear cap-binding protein subunit 1. The record is from RefSeq and is a predicted model, not a curated record. NCBI's taxonomy places the organism in Eukaryota, Fungi, Basidiomycota, Tremellomycetes, Trichosporonales, Trichosporonaceae. Gene Ontology annotation, cellular component: nuclear cap binding complex; nucleus. Bases 19 to 2772 code for a protein of 917 amino acids. Gene Ontology annotation, biological process: mRNA export from nucleus; nuclear-transcribed mRNA catabolic process, nonsense-mediated decay. Gene Ontology annotation, molecular function: RNA cap binding; mRNA binding. The transcript has 7 exons.
CCCCCAUCUACAGACGACAUGAGCUUCCAAAACGGCUACGGCGGCGGUGGAGGCGGAUACGGCGGUGGCGGUGGCGGCUACGGUGGUGGCUACGGAGGGGGCGGAGGUGGCUACGGCGGAGGAGGCGGUGGUUACGGCGGUGGUUACGGCGGUGGAUACGGUGGUGGUGGUGGCCGUGGACGACGCAAUGACCGUGGGCGAGGACCACGCGGCGGUGGCGGCCCUGCACGCUCAGCGCCCGAGACGACCGCGGUGCGAUUGCGCAAGAUGGUGCUCAAGCUCGGCGACGACGAGGACUACGACGCUGUCGAGGACCCGCCCCGCCUUGCAAAGGUGCUCCGCCGGCAGUGGCGCGAGGGCUCGCAGGGCGUGCUCGACGGAUUCCGCUAUGGAAUCACAGAGCAGCCGUACAAGCACCACCACUACGUCUCGCUCCUCCUCCAGCUGGGCUACCGCGACCCCGAGGACGAGGAGGCGCCUGCGGAUGACGCGCAGGUCGGCGAGAAGCGCAAGGCCGACGACAGCGAGCCGCAGUUUGCCCGCGAGGUGCUCGAGGACAUUGGCAAGAGCUUCCGUGCCGCCGUCGAGGGGCGCGAGUGGCUCUCAGCCCGUCUUCUGCUACAGUUCCUCUCGCUCCUCGUCGCGCCGGGCCUCGUCAACCCCACCUCCCUGAUCGACGUGUACAAGGGUCUCCUGUCCGUCCUCAACGAGGUCGGCGGCGGCGGCGACCGCUCCGAGCGUGCUGUCCGCGCCGUCGGCGAGGGCCUCAUCCGCUCCGCGUCGUCGCUGUACCCCGCGUACCCCGAGGAAGUCGAGGCGCUCAUCAGCAGCAUCGAGGGCUUCAUCCUCGCCCGUCCCGGAUCGCGCGACCUCGCCAACCCCCUCUCGCCGAUCCUCCCUGUUGGCGAGGUGGCCGAGCCGUACGCCGACACUCUCGCCGAGCUCCUCACGGUGCUGCAUGCGCUCCGCGACUCGGACUACAACCCGCCCGAGAUCCUCCUCCGUCCGUACGAGGCCCUCCCGGCCCCCGACAGCGACCCCUUCCUCCUCACCGCCGUCUACAUGCCCCCAGAGAUGUACGACGUCGAUGAGCAGAACCCCCAGGCUGGCGAGGGCCAGACAGGUGGUCUCCGUCUCUUUGCCGAUGAUGUGGUGCCCAGCCCUGACAGCGUCACUGGCUGGACCCUCCGCAGCCUCAUCCUCGACAUGGUCUCCAUCUUCGAGGUCAACCGCAAGGAGUGCGCCCGCCUCCUUCUUGCCCUGCCGCGAUUCCUUCCCCCUGGCACCUUCAAGUCUGAGGACUCGGAGUCGACCUACUCGCUCGAGUCGUCGAUCGUCGGCACCGUCCUCGCCUCGUACUUUGCCCUCCCCAAGGCGCCUCACAAACCCAUCUACUUCUACUCGGCCAUCACCGAGCUGUGCAAGCUGAGCCCAAGCACGGUCGCCCCGCCCGUCGGCCGCGGUGUGCGCAAGCUCUUCACCCUGCUCGGCCAUGACGGCCUCGACGUUGAGAUUGCCAAGCGCGCGUCAGACUGGUUCGCUGUGCACCUCAGCAACUUCGGUUUCCAGUGGAUGUGGAAGGAGUGGAUCCCCGACCUCGAGCUCCCAGCCUCGCACCCACGACGCGCCUUCAUGCGCCGUGUCGUCGAGCUUGAGAUUCGCCUCGCGUACCACGACCGCAUCCUCCAGACUCUCCCCGACCCCAUGCUCCCUCCCGAGGCGGGUGUUGUCUCAGAGGAUGCCCCCGACGAGGUCUGGGUCUACGAGGACAAGGACAACGCCUUGCAUGUCGAGGCUGAGCACCUGCUCCGCCUCUUGAAACAAAAGGUUGCGCCCAACGAGGUCAAGGACUACCUCGACAGCAUCCCUGGCGCUCGGUUGGAAUCAGGAGACAUCUCUCCUAAGGUUCUCCUUAUGGCCGCCGAGACCAUCUUGCAUUUGGGUUCGCGCUCCUUCUCGCAUUUCCUCAACGCUACCGAGCGUUACCUCGACGUGUUGAGGCAUCUGAGCCCCGACUUUGCCUCCCGGCGCGUCCUCCUCGACGCCGUCCAGUCGUUCUGGCGCAACUCGAGCCAGCAGCGUCUGAUCACGGUCGACAAAUACCUCCAGUACGGCAUCCUCGAGCCCUUGGACGUUGUCGACUGGAUCUUCUCGGACGAGUCGACCAACAGCACCGACAAGGGUGACGGCUGGACGGAUGGCGACAAGUGGGAGAUGCUUCGCAUGACCCUGGACAAGGUCGUCGGCAGAGUUGUGGCUGUGCGCCGCCGCCUCCGUGCCGUUGACAAGGCCGAUGAGGUUGCCCGUGCUCGUCGUGCAGCCGAGCGCCUCGAGCGUGGCGAGGGCGUUGGAGACGACGAGGGAGACGAGGACGAGACGAUGUUGGAGCGCUCGCGCGAGUCGCGUGAUGCGCAGGCGUCCCUCGACCUCCAGACCAACCGCCUCGAGAAGGUGUUUGCGUCGGUGGUUAGGAGGUUCGCUGCCGAGCUCCUGCCAUGGGUGUACGCGCCUUCAUCCGACUCGUUGGGCCUCAAGGCCGUGCUCACGCUGCUCGACAGUGGUGAGACCGGCGCGUGGCACCUGCGCGCGCGCUGGGGCUGGUGGCGCGAGUUUGUGCGCCUCUACGCACCCCACCUCGAGCCACUGGCGGCCAACAUUGAGUCGUCGGUGUUCGCCUCGCUCCCCGCCCGCGAGAGCGGCGACGAGUCGCCCGAAGCAAGGGCCGAGGCCAUGGUGAAGCAGGUGUGGGUCGACGUGCUCGGCCGUGAGUAG